Molecule: messenger RNA, 2228 nt
Organism: Cuscuta campestris
Lineage: Eukaryota; Viridiplantae; Streptophyta; Magnoliopsida; Solanales; Convolvulaceae
Source: the annotation of a GenBank genome assembly
CUCGCUUCUCUUUCCAAAAUGGCUCCUUCAAACCCCGAAACCUGGACCCACGAAUCCUCCAUUAUCAAGGAGAAUGAGCUUCGAGAAAUGGUCGUGCUUCUGGGCAAGGGCUUCCGGGUCCACCAUCCCGAUGCCCUUGGGGGGAUCAGUCUAUCCCACAAUCCAAACCCCCAGAAAUACAUGGUCAUGCAAUACCAUUCUGUAGAAAAUGGGUUUAGGUUGCCCCUCCACAGUCUGCUCCGCGAUCUCUGCCGCCAUUUUGGAUUUGCUCUGGGUCAAUUGACCGCCAAUGCGCACAAGUAUGUGGCGUCUUACAUCCUGCGGUGCUGCGCCCUGGACAGAACCCCAACACUGGAUGAAUUCCUUAUCCUCUUCAGCCUCGGUGGGUCUUUUCCUUUCUACAGCCUGUAUCCCCACAACCAUUUCCCAAUCUUUGAGAAGGUUGAGUUCAAGCUUGAAAAAUGGGCACUGAGAUACUUCGUUAUUGAGUUCCCGGCUCACAAUCCCCUUGAUUUACCGGGUGUUGUCCUCCGCCGUUCCAUUUCCCGGACGAAAUUUGCUGCAGCAGAGUUGGCGAGCGAAGUAUACAACGCCUUGAGGAAGAAAGAGGGUUUAAUAUCUCACCUCUCUCUUCAAGACGCCCAAUUGUACAAGAAGGCGGGUUUUUACUACCCCCUGGGUCCUGACCCAUUUCCCUUCGAAGGUGUGCCUUCUCCUGAGAGAUCGAAGGCUCCUUCUGCUGCAGAGUCCAACCCAGCUAUGAGUUCUACCGGGAGUCAGUCCAAAGGUGGCUCCACUGCCUUGACUGUGCACAAAUCGGCUGCUGCCCUGGAGGUUGUUCCUAUCUCUGCUAUCCCCGGGCUCAGGAGGCCCACUCCGUCCCAGAAACGGCCACGGGAAGGUAAUACCACCCCUGCUGCUACAUCCGGGGUUUUGGAGCUAUCCCACCCGGAUAGACUUGAUUGCGAGGGAGAAGAGCUUAGGGACCAGUCUGCACUCAGAAGACCCGUAACGCUGCCUCAGCCUGAGGCGUCCGGUUCCUCUCCACAUGCCGCAACAACUCCCCAAGUAAUGGAGGAAGAAGGGAUGAAGCAGAAAGAGCCGGAGUCUUCCCCUACAGCAGAGAGGGAGGUUGAAGUGCAGACAGAAACGGAAAUCCCCUACCCGAAGGAGAAUGAGGUUGGAGAGCAGAGGGAUGCUGAAGCUCCCCCAAAAAUGAGGAGAGAGACUGAGACGCAACAGAAUCAGGAGGAGCAGCGGGAGCCGGAGGAACGACAUCCCGCCACUACACCUUCGGCCGUCAGUCUCCCCAUCCGGCGCAAGUUCACGCCGCAAACUUAUCCUGUUUUUACAAAGAGUUGGGCAGGCUUCUCCCGUGGUUUGAGGUCCUUACAAGCUUCCCAUUGGACUAUCCAGGCUAACUUGGAGAAGAUGAGGGUAUCAGUGCAGGAGCCUGCAGUUCCCCAGGCUCGCCCCGACUUGCUUGCCCUCAAUGCUCUGCACCUCAUGGAGCAGGCCCAGCAAUCACUCCUAACUUUGACUGAGGAGUACCUGGGUGAAGCAUCAGGGAACUAUCGAGCUGUAGUGCUCCUAAAGGAGAAGGAGUUAGCUGCCAGGGCUUUGCAACAGAAGGUUGACUCCCUGGAACAACAAGUCCAGGUCCUACAAGAAGAGAAUGCCCGGCUCAAGGCAGAUGGCUCAAUGGAGCUAGCCGCUGAGAAAUCCAAGGUCCAGUCCCUCCAAGAGCAGAUCGCUAUCUACCAAGAAAGAACCCGGGACCUAGAAGCACAGUUUGACAGGCUCCAGGCACAAAUCUCCAUCCUGGAAUCAAGGGCCUCAGCUUCAGAAGACAAGGUGGGAAAUCUGGAAGCUGGAUUGGUUGAAAAGGAAUCCCGGAUCUCUGAGCUGGAGAAUUCCCUUCAGGAGGCCAAGGACGAGGGUUCCCGCUCUAACGAAUUUGCCCUGAAACAGAUGGAAGCAAGACGGCUUAUCCUCGAGAAGUUGAAGGAAGAGAGAUAGACAGCAAGCGAGCUCCGGUCGAAAAUAGAUGAACGGGAGAAGGCAAUCGCUGCUCAUCAAGAGGAGGUGGCCACCCUGGUUGCCCGUGCAGAAGCCCUCUAUGAAGAGGGGAAAUUUGACAUGCAGCAAUGCAUCUACGGGGCAGUCCAGAGUGGUCUCCUGGAAAACCGAUCCUUGGACUACUUCAUCUCUUACUAUGGGUUACCUCU